Candida albicans SC5314 is the source of this 2931-nucleotide messenger RNA. RefSeq lists its product as uncharacterized. NCBI's taxonomy places the organism in Eukaryota, Fungi, Ascomycota, Pichiomycetes, Serinales, Debaryomycetaceae. Gene Ontology annotation, molecular function: protein kinase activity; ATP binding. Gene Ontology annotation, biological process: spliceosomal complex assembly; regulation of mRNA processing; protein phosphorylation. The record is from RefSeq and is a predicted model, not a curated record. The transcript has a single exon. The coding region runs from base 1 to 2931 and encodes 976 amino acids.
AUGACUAUUGAAAGUAGAUAUCAAGCAGCAGCAGCAGCAACAACACCCAGUACACCACCACAGUUGCAAGAACAACUACAACUACAAGAACAGCCACCACUUACUAAAAUAUCAUCACAAUCAAAAGCAUCAACACCUUCAGUAUCGACAUCAGCUCUUAAAAAGGCAUCUUCAUUAUUCAAACUAAAUACAAAUUCACAAUCACGAAAUAAAAAGCAUACCAAUAAACAACAACAACAAAGUCAACCUUCACCUACAUCUCCAAAAACAUUAACGAAUAUUACUUCACGACAAUCAACACCAACACCCACACCAACACCUUCAAAUUCCACAUCUCGUCCAAAUUUAAGAAGUUUACUACGAAUUGGUUCAUUUUCCAAUAAUCAACCUCAUAUACAUUCUAAUAAUCCUCAUGUUAAAAACCCUUCUAUAACUGCUCUUGAAGGAGAAAUUGAAGUUAAAAUCGAUGAAGAAGAUAUAGAAGAAGAAGACAACAUUGAAGAAGAGGAUGAUGAAAUUGCUUAUUUAUCUGAUCUGGAAUCUGAUCUUAAUUAUGAUCCUAAAGCUGAAGAAUCUCAUGAAGAUUAUCGAACUGGUGGUUAUCAUCCAGUUUCAAAAGGAGAAAUUUAUUAUUCGAAAAAAUUACCUAAUCGAGAGUAUAUUAUUUUACGUAAAUUAGGUUGGGGACAUUUUUCAACUGUUUGGUUAGCUAAAUCAAGAUAUAAUGGGAAUUUAUCACUAGAAAAAGAAGAAGAAGAUGACGAAGAAGAAGAAGUAGAAGAAUCAUUACUUGAUCUGGUUGAUAUUAAUGAAUAUUAUGUGGCGAUUAAAUUUGUUAAAUCAAAUAAAAAUUAUAUGGAAGCAGCAAGAGAUGAAAUUAAAAUUAUGAAUGUAUUAAAUGAUCCAAUAAAUAAUAAUCAUCAUAUACCAAAGGAAAAUAUUUCAUACUUUAAGAAUGAUAAUAAAUUACAUCCAGGUUAUAAUCAUGUGAUGCAAUUGAAAGAUGAUUUUGAAAUUUCAGGACCUAAUGGAAUUCAUAUUUGUAUGGUGUUUGAAAUUUUGGGUGAAAAUGUUUUAAAUUUGAUUUAUCGUUAUAAAAGAUUAUAUCGUAGUAUUAAUUCUGAAAUUAAACGUAAAGAAAGUGCUGAAGAAAAUAUUUGCUUGCAACAACAACUGCAAAUGAAAUUUAGUAAAUGGGAUACUAAAAAUUGGAAGAAAAGUACUAAAUCAAUGCUUAGUUUAGGACUUCAUAAUAAAAAAGAUACCCAUAAACAUGAUAGUACUAGUAACAACAACAAUAAUGAUACUAAUAACAAUUUCACCAUAAAUCACAAUAACAAUACUAAUACUAAUGGCCAAGCAUCAAUAAAUACAACAGCUAUAUCGACAGCUUCAUCAUCAUCAUUAAAUUCAAAUCCACAUGAAGAUUCUUUUAUUGAAUCAUCAGGUUCAGGUUCAAAUUCUGUUUCAGGUUCAGGUUCAGGCUCAGGUCAAGAUAAUGAAUCAACCACAACGGUAGAUUCAUGGGAAGAUGAUUUAGAUAAAAAAAUCAAAUCAUUAAAUUCUCAAUCAUUAAUAAAAUUAAUUGAAACUUCAAAAACUGUUGGUGGGAUCCCAUUAUAUAUUGUUAAACAAAUUGUCAAACAAAUGUUAUUAGCUAUUGAUUAUAUGCAUCAUUGUGGAAUUAUUCAUACUGAUUUAAAACCAGAAAAUAUUUUAAUUGAUAUUAAAGAUAUAAAUAAAUUGAUUCGAACUAUUGAAGAUGAAAAAUUAUCAAAAUUUAGAGCUAAUAAUAAUAAUAAUUUAUCAAGAAGUAGAAAAGCUUCAUUAUUGAGUAAUUGUUCAAGAACAAGAAGGAGAAGAAGUCUGAGUAAACAAUUGAAUCAACAUUAUCAGCUGCAACAACAACAACAACAACAAAAAUCUAAUUGUUGUUCAUCUUCAUGUCAUAUAAGAACAUUAUCAACAACUUCAAAUAGUUCUCAAUCAUCUUAUUUUUAUAAAAAACUGAAAAAUUCCAUUGUUGGUAAAUAUGAAUCACCAAUUAGAUGUUCAAAACCAUUAAGUUCAUCAAUAUCUUCCGAUUCAAUUUUUAAAGAUGUUAAUUUUAAUGGUAAUGAUUCAAAUAACCAUAGUAAUAGCAAACCAAGGAAAAAAUCUAUUUCUAAAGCUAUAAGUCCAAGAAAUUUUUCAUUCUUUGAUUAUAACAAAAAAGAUCAAGAAAUGAUUGAUGAUAAUAUAGAGGAAGAAGAACAACAACAACGAGAAUGUGAAGGUAAUAUUCGUGGUGGCAUCUCUAUAAAGAUUGCUGAUUUGGGUAAUGCAACAUUUGUUGAUGAACAUUUCACAAAUCAAAUUCAAACUAGACAAUAUCGAUCACCAGAAAUCAUUUUAAAAUAUAAACAUUGGGGAUCACUGACUGAUUUAUGGUCAAUUGGUUGUAUAAUAUUUGAAUUAAUUACUGGGGAUUUUUUAUUUGAUCCUCAUGAUGGUAAAUGUUUUGAUAAAGAUGAAGAUCAUUUAGCUCAAAUUGUUGAAUUAUUAGGUGAUUUCCCCAACGAUGAAUAUUUAUUAGAUUGUAAAUUGACUGGGAAAUUUUUUAAAUUAAAUCCGAAUCCAGACCUUAAAGGAAAUCUGCAAAUUAUGUUUAAAAAUAUUGAUCAAUUGAAAAUUUGGAAAUUAAAAGAUGUUUUAAUUGAAAAAUAUAAAUUUAAUAAAAAUGAUUAUGAAGUUGAUUUAAUUUGUGAUUUGAUUUUAAAAUGUUUAAAAUAUGAUUUAAAUGAAAGAUACGAUGCUAAUUCUUUAUUAAAACAUCCUUGGUUUGAUAGUGAUAACAAUAGCACUAUUAGUCCUGGAUUGGAAGAUAGAUUGAAAAGUUUACCAAAUUGUCAUGAUGAUUUACCGGGUUAUACAUGUGAAUGUAAAAUAUAA